Molecule: messenger RNA, 1844 nt
Organism: Esox lucius (northern pike)
Lineage: Eukaryota; Metazoa; Chordata; Actinopteri; Esociformes; Esocidae
Exons: 11
Coding region: 151-1458 (435 amino acids)
Source: RefSeq, a predicted model, not a curated record
CCUUAUUCGUCAGCCUGUGUGAAGACCCACAACAGGCCUCCCAUCAUCACAAUCUGUGGUCAAUCUGGGGUCAGAUUUGUGCAAUUAAACCAGUGUAUCUCUGCCAUCAAACCAGAAACUCCCUGCCAGUCUGGGAGGUUGACUCGGGUGAUGGGGACAUCACGUGAGGAGAGGUGCUCCUCAGUGCAAUCUAACGACUCCCAAAAAACUUUCAUUGUCUGUGCACGUGAGAGCAACAAUGAGGUUGAUGAAAGCAGGUCAGCAUCAGAGAACAUGAAGGAUGAACACAGAAUAGGAGGAGUUCUGGAGCAGAACGAUAAUCUUUCAAUCAGUUCCAUCAAUGAGUCCGACUUUCUUAGUGAUGAUGAGGAUUAUGAAAGCUGGGCUGCAUCUGAAAACAUGAAGGAUGAGCACGGAGUAGGAGCAGUUCUGGACCAGAACGAUAAUCUUUCGAUCUGUUCCUUCAAUGAGUCAGACUUUCUUAUUGAUGAUGACUACAAUAUCUCUGAGUACGAUUCAGAUACUCCAGGAGAGUCAGACAUGAACUCAACUUCUCUGAAACUGCCUCAACUGAUUUGUGUGGCAGCAGCAAAACAGCCCAACAGCACUUUGCCUGCCUCAGUGAGCACCCUGAAAGAGGUGUCCCUCCAGACGGAUGUGGUCCCCGCUGGCAAGCCCCUGGAGGAACACCUGAACAAGGAGCAACAGUCGAAUAACACCCAGGAGGACAUCCUGUUGAGGGUAAAUGAAAACCCGGUCUCCAUCGAGCACUUCCCGGAUGAAGGCCUGAAGAAGUUCAGCGGUGGGGAGGACAUCUCCCGGCCUCAGGGGAAAAGGCAGAAGAAGCAUGGGGGGUGCUUCAGAUGGAUUGGGGAGUGGCUGUCUAAGAGGAAGGGCGAAGAGAUGAGAGACAGAGGGAGGACGGACCAGAAGCCUGGCCCUCUGAUCGUCGUAAAGCCCAGAGACUUCAGCAUCAGGACUGAUGUGGAGGUAGGAGACCUCGGGGACCGUCUGCCUGAGCUGGAAGGACGCAAUCAGGUUUUAGGAAAAUGCCAGAACACACUCAGUCCUGAGAACACCAAAAUGGUCCAGAGCUUUGAUAUCCCCUGCCCAAUGACCCCUCCCAGCCACACCCUUGCUUCCUUGGCCACUAUUGAGUACAUCCCUCACCCAAAUAGGGCACGCCUGGCUCCCAUCACUAAUGUGAGUGAAAAGGGCAGGAAGCUUCUUGUGGAACUUGCCAGAGAUUCCCAACGGCCCCAUGAGACAAACCAAACUGUCAAAGACAUCAAGAAGGCUAAAAAACACAGAAAACGAAAGAAGGGGAAAGCCAUUGAGAGACAGCAGGAGAAGGUUGUGGGGGCCAAGGAGAAAAAGCACAUCAAAAAGGACAAAAUCAGUCUGAGGAAGAGAUUCCUUCAAUGGCUGCUACCUAAGAUGUGCUGUAUGAGGAAGUAAUGGAGAACGGCUACACACGCACACAUACAUACAAACACACACACACACACACACACACACAUACACACAAACAUACACACACAGCACACUUGCUAUGCAUAUAUUACAUUUAUUCUUCCACUUAUAUUUGAUGGUAUAGUACAGGGGUUCCCUAACCUUUUGCUUCAGGCCCCACCUGUGCAUUUGAGUCACAGCUUGCGCCACCCUCCCGAAUCCCAUCAUACAUGCUCUUAUAUAUUGCCCUAACACAGGCCUUAAUAUCUUGCGCUAACACAUAGGCCUUCAGAAAUUGGUUAGCAUUUUACUAUAUACAUUUUAUUUCACAAUUGGUAGGCCAAACCUAAUACAUUUCCAUACUUAGAAUUAAUUAAAUGGAUAAGUCUGUC